Molecule: messenger RNA, 955 nt
Organism: Hemicordylus capensis (graceful crag lizard)
Lineage: Eukaryota; Metazoa; Chordata; Lepidosauria; Squamata; Cordylidae
Gene: MRPL12
Product: mitochondrial ribosomal protein L12
Exons: 5
Coding region: 106-675 (189 amino acids)
Biological process (GO): translation; mitochondrial transcription
Cellular component (GO): mitochondrial large ribosomal subunit; ribosome
Molecular function (GO): structural constituent of ribosome
Source: RefSeq, a predicted model, not a curated record
AGAUGCUGUGGGUAGAGCGGUCGCUCGGCGCCCUCUGUGUCUCGCACGCCGGAGAGUGCGGAGGCCACCGGUGUCUGCUUCCUGCCGCCUCCUGGAGCUCCCGCCAUGGCCAUGUUAUCGGCGGGGCGGCUCGGCACCGCUAUCAGGCUUCUGCUGCGGCAGCAUCAACCACGAGCCUGUGCUGUGAGGCUGCUGAAGGCUACCUGCUCACAACGAAGUGAAGCCUUGGCAAGCCCCCCUUUGGAUGAUGCCCACAAAGAGUACUCGCCCAAGAUUCAGCAGCUAGUUCAGGACAUUGCUAACCUGACCCUGCUGGAAAUCUCUGACCUCAAUGAGUUACUUAAGAAAACACUGAAGAUCCAAGACAUGGGAUUCAUGCCAAUGGCUGGAAUGAUGCCAGCAGCACAGUCAGCAGCUCCGGCAGCAGAGGAGGAAGACCUUCCCAAGAAGCCGGAGAAGAUUAAUUUCACUGUCAAGUUGACUGAGGUGAAGGCUGAAGAGAAGGUGAAACUUAUCAAGGAGGUGAAGAACUGUAUGCAGGGACUAAACCUCGUCCAGGCAAAGAAGUUGGUGGAAUCUCUUCCUCAGGAGAUCAAGGCAAAUAUACCUAAAGAGGAAGCGGAGAAAAUCAAAGAAGCUCUGGAAGCAGCAGGAGGGACUGUAGUUCUGGAGUAAAAGAGUUGGUUUUGCUGCCCAAGGACUAAAGCAGAGCAGGGGGUAGUCCCCUGACCUGUGUCGCCUGCCCUCGGCUUUUCCUGUCGGCUGACUGGUGGGGGAUUCUCUACGGUUUCGGGAAGCUGUGCCCUGGCUUGUUUUCUUGGCAAUGGGGUUUUCCACUGGGAUGGCUCAGUGCACAGUGAAUGACUUCAGCAUCACGAGGGCUGUUGCUUGUACCAGCACUGCAGAUAACUGAAUCUAUAAAGAAUGUACACACGGGAGAACACCUGUGGGACAA